AUGGAUGUCAAGCACGUGGAGAGUUGCGAGUACCACGCUAGGGAAGGGGAUCGAGAAUGUAGGGACGAAGUGAAAAAAGUGAUGGACAAACUUAUAUAUGAAAGGAAGAAAAACUUUCAAGGACAAGAUAACUACUGUCGCAAUCCAUCCGUGAGUAUAUGUCCCAAUGUGUACUGUAAUAUAUAUACAGAUCUACACAAUUGGUUUGGAUUUAAAAACUGCAAAAAAAUAGACACCGAAUCUUUAAACACCUGUUUUACGGACAUAGCCAAUGGGGGGGUGGGUUAUUACGAAAAACUUAUCGUGUUGGGAGGAAGAAUAUUGGAGCUAUACAGUGAGUUGCAUUUUUUUAACAAGUACAAUUAUGAGAAGGAUGAGGAGGUUCUCCAAGAUUUAUGUACGCUCAAAUCAGUAAAAGAAGUUGUCUUCCAAUACCUGUAUGUACAGAAGAGAAAAAAUAGAGUUAAUUACAGAAAUAGCUUGUACUUAUUUGGAUACUCUUAUCUAUACACUCCUCUAUUUUUCAGAAAUAAAAAUUCCAUUAUAAAGUAUGUGAAGGCAUGCAUAGCGUAUGCUGUCAAAUUUAGUGGUGCCAAUAUAUUUUCAUGGAUGCCUUCCUUGAUAGAGCAUAUUUAUCAUUCACAGAAGGUGAAGGGAUCCGAGAUGGAAGAAGAGAACGAAUUGAUACAAGAUCUGCAGGAGUUUUUUGGUUACCAGUUUGACUACGUGUUGCCUCGAAUAGCCGAGUGUUUCAGUCAACACAAUUUAUACAUUAGCACUUCCCAUCUCACGGGUCUGCAAAUCGUGCGCAUUUUCGCGAACGAGUACUUUUCCCUGUUGGCCGAUGACGUGAACAUCGAGGGGAAGGAGAAGACCACGUGGGUACGCGAAGAAACGGAGGCAUUCCUAAACUCCCAUUGUAUUGAAAUAUUUAGCGGCUGCAUGUUAUCUCUGCACAAGUACCUCGGUGAAAAGGGGGUGAAGGUGGGUAAAAUAAAGAGCAUAUUUGAAAUGCUCUUGUCCUCCUGUUGGGUACUGGGAAGUGAGAAAAGAAACAAAGUGUGGGCAUGUGCCCUGGUGCAGAGGUUAAGGCAAGUACAGCUGCUCACACAGAUUACUACCAUCGAGAAAUGGUCGUACAGCAUUAAAAAAUAUAACGACCUGAAUAUACAGAACUUUGUAAAAGACAUAUACAAUUUUAACAACAUCAAUGGAAGUAUCUUGUCUCCUUUCCAAUUACAAAACGUUAACAUUUAUUUACCCCCCAAGGAGGGGCCCUUGAAGGAAAUUCCUUACUAUACUACGCUAGCCGACAGGUAUAAGGACCGUUUUCCCCACGGGAAAGGUGUAAGGCAUGGAGGUAACGACAGCAGCAACAACAGGAUCAGCCGAAACAUGAGCAACAAGAACUGUCAGCUCUAUGACGUUAUAAAUAACAUUACCAAUAACAUUUAUAAGCGGUUCAGACCCAGGAGGCCCAGGAAUAGAGGUUCCUCCGAUGUCACGCGCUUGGUCUACACGAACAGGGAUGAGUGCCCUCCAGACAUGAGUUACCACGACCUGAAGGCUAGCCUUGCUUCGGAUGAUUCCACCAAGUACGACGCUGCCCAUGAUUUGGACGUGGACGAUGAAGAGGAAGACACCUACGGGGAGGAGGAAGAUCUAGUCAUGCCGUACAGCGCGGAGGAAGGAACACAGGUAAAGGGCCUCAAAACAGGGAAAAAUGGAAUCCCUGUAAAAAUAAAAUACAUUAAGGAUGCAGCGGACGAUCGGAACUCCAAAUAUGUCAUAGAAAUUCCUAAACGAGACUUAGCCGGGCGGGGAAGUAAGAACCACGUGAAAGCAGUUCUCUGGGGAAAUGGCAAAAAGGGCCUGGAAAUCAAACUUCCAUCUGAGAGUGACCUCAUGCCAGAUGUGCGAAUUAGAUGA
Molecule: messenger RNA, 1929 nt
Organism: Plasmodium knowlesi strain H
Lineage: Eukaryota; Apicomplexa; Aconoidasida; Haemosporida; Plasmodiidae
Product: conserved protein, unknown function
Exons: 4
Coding region: 1-1929 (642 amino acids)
Source: RefSeq, a predicted model, not a curated record